AUGGAGAAGAGCAGGAUCCUCAUCAUUGGUGGCACAGGCCACAUUGGCAAGCAUAUUGUUACUGCAAGCGUCCGGCUUGGCCUCCCAACUGCUGUCCUCACCAGGGAUUCUGCACCAUCUGACCCAGCUAAGGCGCAGCUCAUCAAGAGCUUUGCCGAUUCCGGUGCUGCUCUCAUCAAGGGAGAUGUAUUAGACCAUGGAAGCCUGGUUAAGGCUGUUAAGUCUGCCGAUAUAGUCAUCUCAGCAGUGGGCCCCCGCCAAGUCGGCGAGCAAACGAGGAUCAUUGCUGCGAUCAAGGAGGCAGGCAAUGUCAAGAGGUUUGUGCCAUCUGAGUUUGGCUCCGACGUGGACCGCCUGCACACUGUGGAUCCGGCGGCGUCACUGUAUGCUGUGAAAGCCAACCUCCGGCGUCUGAUUGAGGCGGAGGGGAUACCUCACACCUACAUCAGCUGCAAUUGCUUUGCAGAGACCUACCUUCCAAGCAUUGGUGAUGUCACGGCCAUUGGUGCUGGUCCUCCGGCCUCCAAGAUCACUGUCCUAGGAGACGGGAGUGCCAAAGCUGUGUUCGUGGUGGAAAAUGACAUUGCUGCCUACACGAUGAAGGCAGUCGAGGAUCCAAGGACCCUGAACAAGAUCCUGUACAUGAGGCCUCCUGCGAACGUGGUGUCCCACAACGAGCUCAUCUCGAUGUGGGAGAAGAAGACCGGCAGGACCUUGCAGAAGGAGCACGUCCCAGAGGAGGACAUUCUGAAGUGGAUCAAAGAAGCGGCGUUCCCUCUGAACAUACUGCUGUCCCUGGGGCUCUCCACCUUCGUCAGGGGCGAGCAGGCCAACUUCGACAUCAACCCGGCUGUUGGCGUGGAGGCCACCCAGCUUUACCCUGACGUCGCCUACACCACCGUCGAUGAGUACCUCAACCGCCUUAUUUAA
This is a messenger RNA of Miscanthus lutarioriparius, 930 nucleotides long. Lineage: Eukaryota; Viridiplantae; Streptophyta; Magnoliopsida; Poales; Poaceae. The record is from the annotation of a GenBank genome assembly.